Messenger RNA from Penicillium soppii, 2907 nucleotides. RefSeq names its product Rad4 family protein. Gene Ontology annotation, cellular component: cytoplasm; nucleotide-excision repair factor 2 complex; nucleus. Gene Ontology annotation, molecular function: damaged DNA binding; single-stranded DNA binding. The record is from RefSeq and is a predicted model, not a curated record. Gene Ontology annotation, biological process: nucleotide-excision repair; mismatch repair. The transcript has a single exon. Lineage: Eukaryota; Fungi; Ascomycota; Eurotiomycetes; Eurotiales; Aspergillaceae. Bases 1 to 2907 code for a protein of 968 amino acids.
AUGCAAAAGUACAAACUAUUCAGAGAAUCACAGAACCCCAUAACUAGAAGAUGGCAAACCUCGGCAACGGCCGAUGACGACUCUACACCCUUCCUUCGCGAAUCUCCCAUCUCCGACAUUCGGACAUUCGGCGCCCUCCUUAUCUUGAUUAUUUCGACAAUUUCUACAAUUUCCCGCAUGCCACCAUUUCUCCCCCGCAAGCGUGUUUCCUCCGAGGACCCGCCCCCGGCCAAGCGCCAGGCCCGGCCCGAUGCCCAAGCUCCAGCUCCAGCUCCCGCGCCAGCUCCGUUCCACCUCUCCGAUUCCGAGUCCGAUUCUAACUCAUCUUUGAGCGACGCACCCGAUGGACUUCUCGACAAGGACAAUGCAGCUAAGGCGUCUGAGUCUGAAGAUGAAGAGGAGGAUGACGUCGACUGGGAGGAUGCAAUGGAUACCAAAACUAGCGCAACGCCAACAGUUUCAGCCCCGGAACUCCAAGAUCUAGAAUUGACGCUAGAUCAGAAUGAAACGCACGUUUCUGAUGUCCUGGAUGGAAAAAAAGGGCCCAGCAAAAUCGAACGUCAAAUCCGGAUUCAGACACAUUGUAUGCAUGUUCAAUGCUUGCUUUUCCAUAAUGCCAUUCGUAACGCCUGGAGCAAUGAUGCCCAGACUCAUGAUAUCCUACGGAAAAAGCUACCCGAAGGAAUCCACAAAGAAGUCAAAAAAUGGCGGAUCGCCUCUGGCCUGGAACUUCCAGAGCCCAAACCAGAGCCACCCAAGAGUAAAAAGAAAGGCAAAAAGGCCCAGAGGAAUAAGGAUUGGAGCGCCGAUUCAGAGCGCCUUGAGCCGGGCAAACCGGAUAUGAGUCGUGGUGAUCCAAUCAUUACUCUAAUCAAAGUGCUUGUUGCCUACUGGAGAAAGCAGUUCCGCAUCACGGCGCCUGGGUUGCGAAAGUACGGCUAUAGGCCAGUCUCUGCCCUUGAAACUGCAAUUACUGACUUCCGUGAGGAGCCACAUGAUCCACAGCGCCAUGGUGAGCGUAUCGCUAGUCUGGAGGAGUUCCGCGCAACCGCCGACGCUAUGCAGGGCUCGCGGGAUGUCGGUGCGCAGCUCUUCACGGCCCUUGUUCGGGCCCUAGGCAUCGAGGCUAGACUUGUUGCUAGUCUCCAACCACUAGGCUUUGGUUGGACCAAGGGAGAGACCUACACACCCUCUAAGGCAGAAUCAGAUAAAAAGGAGCCCAACACUGAAAUGGAUUCUGAAACGUCCGAGCCGGAGACUGAUGCAGCGGAUAGCAAGCUGCCAGUGAAGAAUACAAAAAAACAGUUUGAUAAGGAUCUGCCAUUCCCAAUCUAUUGGACUGAAGUUGCGUCACCCGUUACAAACGAGAUCAUUUCUGUUGAUCCGCUUGUGCUUUCCAAUCCCGUGGCGCCAUUUGCGAACACAGAUCUACAAGCAAACUUCGAGCCACGAGGUGCAAAGGCAGAUCGAGCAAAACAAGUCAUUUGCUAUGUCGUUGCUCAUUCAGCAGAUGGUACUGCAAAAGAAGUAACAACAAGAUAUCUGAAACGGCGAACCUGGCCCGGCAAAACGAAGGGAUUCCGGAUCCCCCUGGAAAAAGUUCCUAUCGGCCCAAAGGGCCAUUACAUCGCAUUUGACUGGUUUGGUAUGGUGAUGCGUGGCUAUCAGCGAGCCCGAAAGAGCAAAACAGCCGUCGACAAGCUCGAGGAAGCCCGAGAUCUCCUACCCAAUCAACCAGAAAAGAAGAAAACCACCUCAGCGAACGACACACUCCAAAGCCUACGCACAUCAACUGAAUUUGUUUUAGAGCGCUUCCUCCGCCGCGAAGAAGCCCUUCGCCCGGGUGCCGAAUCUGUGCGAACCUUCACAGCAGGCAAAGGCGCCCGCGCCAAAGAAGAACCCGUCUUUCGACGCGAAGACGUGCUGAAAUGCCUUUCCGCUGAAAGCUGGCACAAAGAAGGUCGUCAGACUGUGCCAGGCGCCAUACCACUGAAGCAUGUUCCCAUUCGUGCUGUUACACUCAUGCGCAAACGUGAAGUCGACGAGAUGCAGCGCCAGACUGGCGAGAAACCCCUCCAAGGCCUUUAUUCCCGUGACCAGACGGAAUAUAUAAUCCCGCCGCCUAUCCAAAAUGGUCGAAUUCCGAAAAACGAGUACGGUAACAUCGACUGUUUCGUCCCUAGUAUGGUUCCGGCUGGUGCUACGCAUGUUCCUCUACCGGGUACCGUGCGGGUCUGUAAAAAGCUUGGAAUUGACUAUGCGGAGGCUGUGACUGGGUUUGAGUUCGGGUCGAAAAUGGCAGUUCCUGUUAUUCAGGGUGUUGUUGUUGCUGCCGAGAAUGAGUCGUUGCUUCGGGAUGCGUGGCAGGUUGAGGCUGCUGAGAAGCGGAAGAGGGAGGAACUAAAGGCCGAGAAGAAGAUUCUGCAGACCUGGCGUAAGUUCUUGUUCGGACUAAGGAUUAUGGAGCGUGUGAGGGAUGAAUAUGGUGGUCGGGAUCCGAAUGCUGAUCGUGAGCGCGAUGCGCAUAAUCCAUUUGCUGUCCAGAAGAAGAAGAAGGAAGAUGAUGAGCCUCAAGGAGAGGAAGGUGAAGAUGAAGAGAUGGACGGUGCGGAGGCUUACAAUCCCGUUGAUCAUGGCGGUGGCUUUCUUCUGCCUGGUCAUGAAGACGACGCGGAUGAUGGGUUGAUUGUCGAGCACCACGAUCAGCAGCAGAGUCCUGCAGGCCCGUCUCAGAUGCAUCUGAACUCCGAUGCUGAGGAACUGGACUCGGGAUCCCCUACCGGAGAAUCACUGCCCAUAUCCAUUGCAUCGGAUUCGGGUGAAGAAGAUGACGAGGAUGAAAACGGAGACUCAGAACCUGAAUACGCACCUCGUCCAACGCGACGCAGGGCUCGGGGUCGCGGAUGA